AUGAAACAAUCAAUCAUCUUGGUGCUGGGUUAUCUUGCUAUGUUGAUACUAGCGGGAGCUAUCCAUCCCCUGGUCACCAGCAUUGAAGGCUCUGCGCCUCCAUCAGCCGGCCCUGUCUCUAUCUCGGAGCGCUCCAAAUGGAUACCCCUGGACCCAUCACUUUCAAGCACUUCUGCUGCCCAGAAAUAUGACAAUCGGGUGGAAGGUUUUCCACCCUCGAACUGGGUUCCUCUUAGCCGACGAGCGAAGGGGACUGGAAAGUGUGGAUACUGGAACGUUGAUGGUCAUACUGCUCAGUGCGACUGUAUAAUGAAAGUGCCUGUGCUGCAUUCUUUAGCAGAAUCCCUGAUGAAAAAAACCCCAAAGGGUAAAUGGCUACGCUUUGCCGUCAAGAAUGUUGUUGAUACCGGUGGUCAGCUAAGCGUUUUGAACUUCUGGUGGAAGAAGCUUUCCAAAAAUGGAAAGAAGAAGAAGAAGAAGAAGAAGAAGAAGAAGAAGAAGAAGAAGAAGAAGAAGAAGAAGAAGAAGAAGAAGAAGAAGAAGAAGAAGAAGAAACGAAAAGCCCUCAAUGUCUGGUCUUCAAAUGUGCAACAAGAUUAUCCUUACGGUUAUGUUGGCUCCCGCAAAGCGGACACUCAUGUGAACCUGGAUUAA
Messenger RNA from Aspergillus nomiae NRRL 13137, 654 nucleotides. RefSeq lists its product as uncharacterized. The transcript is spliced from 4 exons. The record is from RefSeq and is a predicted model, not a curated record. NCBI's taxonomy places the organism in Eukaryota, Fungi, Ascomycota, Eurotiomycetes, Eurotiales, Aspergillaceae. The coding region runs from base 1 to 654 and encodes 217 amino acids.